Molecule: messenger RNA, 195 nt
Organism: Eruca vesicaria subsp. sativa (arugula)
Lineage: Eukaryota; Viridiplantae; Streptophyta; Magnoliopsida; Brassicales; Brassicaceae
Source: the annotation of a GenBank genome assembly
AUGAAGAGACGGCGGGGAAGAAGUACUGGAGCGAAUCAGGGAGGCGAGGACAUGGGGAAGACGAGGUGCGAGGAGUGGGAGCUUCGAAGAUUACUACGGCAGAUUCGUUCGGUGCUGUCGUUUUUGGUGGUACCUCUGAGCGAUUGCACAAUGGGCAUCAGACUUCAAGGCCAAUUAUUGUUUUCUCUCUAUUAA